Molecule: messenger RNA, 1564 nt
Organism: Centruroides sculpturatus (bark scorpion)
Lineage: Eukaryota; Metazoa; Arthropoda; Arachnida; Scorpiones; Buthidae
Gene: mRpL37
Product: 39S ribosomal protein L37, mitochondrial-like
Exons: 8
Coding region: 99-1334 (411 amino acids)
Biological process (GO): translation
Cellular component (GO): mitochondrion; ribosome
Molecular function (GO): structural constituent of ribosome
Source: RefSeq, a predicted model, not a curated record
GUGGCGUUUAUGUCGCUGAAUAUCCGAGUAGACAUGUGUCUGUGUAUUUUGUUUUCUUCGUAAAUAUUUGAAAAUUUAUAUAUAUAGCGUAUUUAAAAAUGCGACUUUCGUCCGUACUCUGGAAGCAACAUCUUGGUUGGAUGUUCAAACAAAAAUGGAAACUUAAAAGUAAAAUUAAAAUAACUGAUUAUGGUGUUCCUGAAGAUUUGAAAGCACUGAAUGUAAAAAUUUAUGAUGUCUUGGAGGUGGCAAGACCAAAAAAGAAAGAAAUUCCAAAAAUUGAACCUCCAGAUCCAUAUAAACUUAACCCAUAUUUAAUUAAAGGACCAGGAAAUCCAAAUUGGCACGAUCAAUAUGUUUUUUGGUUUGAUAGAAAUUCUAUAUUAAUUGAAGGUGAUAAACAGGGAAAAGUACUUACUAAAACAAUAGGAUACGAAGGCUUUCCCUCGUCAUUAAAGAACAAUGUAGAUGAUCUGUCAGAUUUAGAAAUUGAAGAUAUAGUACGACAUUGCGUACUGGAAUCUACAUUAUGGGAUGGAGUGCAGGAAAAGUUACCAAAAAGAGUAGAUCCCGAAAGACCAACGUGGAAUUUUCGGAGAGAAUUUGGUAUUUCUCACAACAGAAAAAUCUUAAACUUGUUAACCAGACUACUGCAUUUAUGUGAGAGGAUUUCUGUAAGAAAAAAUAAUAAUAUUUUUAGAAUGCAGAUAAUAGAUCCGAAAGUUAAACUACGUUUAAAUAUAUAUGAUGAUCCAGUUAUUUUUGAAGCUGUAAAUAAUCCAUUAGAAUCACCUGAUAUUCUUCUCUGUAGCGAUAAACCACUUCCAUUACUAUUUAAUAAAGAAGAAGUUCAAAUGACUAUUAAUGAAGAAUUUCCAGAUUUAUAUCCAUUAAAGCCAGUAAUUUCACUUGAAAAAGUGAAUAUUUUCACAGAUGAAAACAUUUAUCCAUUGGAUAAAGAUCAGCAUCCUCACACAUUAUUUAUUACUCAUGAUAGUUUGGAAGAAUGGUCAACAUCCCAGAAAUUUGCCAGAGCACUUGGACUAACUUUUGCUUAUGCUGCAUCACAUGCUCAACUUUUAUAUGGGGAAAAUGUUAAAGAACUUCCAACGCCUAUAGUUAUUCAGUCUGUCUGGGUAGACAACGGAUGUCUGGGAUUUUUAUCGUUUCAACUGAAUACUUUAGAUUUAAAUAGUAAAGACGGAAUUAAAAAUCAGCUGUAUCAAGCCGGUCCUUUUAAUCUGUAUGAUGAAAGCAAUUUAAAAAAUGGUCUGAGUGGUUUUAAUAGUGAAGCUUUUGUGAAAAUGUUAGCUAUGUAUAUGAAUGGAAUGUGAUUUUAGAAAUAAAUUAUUUAUGAUAAUUUUAAUUUUUUAAUUCAAAAUUACAGUUUAGAGUUAGAUAAAUCUGGAUAGAAGAUGAUUCGGAAUCAAUUAAUUUAGAAGCUUGUAAAUCCAGAUUUUAUAAUGGCAUUAUUUAACUUGUUAUUUGUAAAUCAUUCAACAAUUGAAUCACUGUUUACACUUAGAAUAAAAUUUUAUUUAAAACAGUUGAUAUUUAUUAAAAU